AUGGAAAAUGAAAACAUAACAAAUGUAACCAGUUCUCAGUGUAACUUUGAUAAUUUGACUAUUUUAAAGGAAUUCUCAAAUAUUACAAAUGCUAUAAGCAAUGAAGAUUUUCUUGACAUAGUCCCAAAAGCUAAAAUGGGUAGAGUGUAUUGGAUAACUGUUUUAAAUUGUUUAAAGCAGCGAAUUCUAGAUGAAAUGGUUGAAGAAAUGAAUUCAAUGUGGAGUUUUGAAAAUAUGAACAUCAAGUUGGAUGUACUCGAAAAGCAAAAAGAGAAAUUCUCUGAUAUACCUUCUGACACUCAACUAUGGCGACCGCAGCACAACAACAUCAAAGACCAAUUAAGAGCUUCAGAUGCUGCAAUUUUAAGAAAACAAAAGGCAUUAUUAGAACCUAUAUCAAAGGAAUACAACACAAAAGUAAGCAAACUAAAGAAAACAGUACUUGCUAAGCGGCAGUACAUUAAAGCUUUACAAAUGGACAUACAGAAGUAUCAAAAAAAAAAUGAAGAGAUUAUAUCACAAAUUAGUGAAAAAAUUCAGUCACAUGCUAAAUUGUCACAGGAUAUUGUACCAAAGUUUGACAACAGUAUUUGGUCAAAAAAGGAUGAUUUUCAUGGAUAA
Molecule: messenger RNA, 621 nt
Organism: Leptosia nina
Lineage: Eukaryota; Metazoa; Arthropoda; Insecta; Lepidoptera; Pieridae
Source: the annotation of a GenBank genome assembly